AUGCUAAGUACAUUUGUAUUUUCUAUUGUGACAGUUGUUGUCCUAUUUCUUGUGGUGGUUACAUAUUUUAUCUGCUCAUCUCUCCGGAGAAAAAUGAGAUUAGAACGGGUACGAAGCACAAGAAUGGAGCCUUUCUAUCCCGAGGCGAUUCCCGUCGAGCUGCCACAGCAGUACAUUCACCAACAAUGUGCUGAAGGCAAUGCAUUGAUCGACGCGCAGAACGAUAUUCUUUGCGGCCAGUCAGAGUUCUUUGAGGUGGUGACAACAUUGAGCAACAAAGACGAUAGCCGAGAUAAUUCAGGAGAGUUGGGAAGAAAUGAAGCAAGUAUUGGGGAGGCGGGUGGAGGCCGCAAUGGACGGCCAAAUCGUCGAAACUCUCCGCAGUCUGGAAAGAAGUUCUCAGCUGGCGAAAAUCCUUUAAGCCGGCCUCAGAAAGGGGGACAUAUUAUCUGCGAGGUGUCGCCAAACGGCCCUGACGGGUCCGAUCGAAUAUAUCUGCGUCGACUUCCCUCAACAAGGGUAUAUGGCCGCGCCCAUUACACCCGCAGUAACUCGGCUGGAUCGACGGUUUGGCGGGAAAAGGAAGAGGACGGGCCCAAUGUGUCCCACAGCGUAGACAGUACCAAAUCUGUUAUGCAUGACGAAGAUAAGAAGAAGAAAAACGAAGAGUAG
Messenger RNA from Trypanosoma cruzi, 672 nucleotides. RefSeq lists its product as uncharacterized. Lineage: Eukaryota; Euglenozoa; Kinetoplastea; Trypanosomatida; Trypanosomatidae. The record is from RefSeq and is a predicted model, not a curated record. The coding region runs from base 1 to 672 and encodes 223 amino acids. The transcript has a single exon.